This is a messenger RNA of Penicillium bovifimosum, 1491 nucleotides long. RefSeq names its product aminoglycoside phosphotransferase family protein. NCBI's taxonomy places the organism in Eukaryota, Fungi, Ascomycota, Eurotiomycetes, Eurotiales, Aspergillaceae. The coding region runs from base 1 to 1491 and encodes 496 amino acids. The record is from RefSeq and is a predicted model, not a curated record. The transcript is spliced from 5 exons. Gene Ontology annotation, cellular component: mitochondrion.
AUGGACCAAAAAAAUACUUAUGGGCUUGACCCUCACUCAUACACAAGCGGUCGAUGGCUUCGGGACGACAAACAUCAACGCCAGCUACGCCAGAUUGACUUUAACUUUGACGAGCUCUGUCGGAGGGUAACUGACGUUUCCCAUGGGAUCAAACACAUCAAAAGCUGUGAGAAGAAGGAGGGUGGCUUCAACAGGGUGUUCAUCUUCACCAUGGACGAUAGUUCACGCGUCGUGGCGCGGCUACCCUUCACAUCAGCUGGCCCAGCAAAACUAGCCACUGCUUCUGAAGUAGCAACUAUCCAAUACUUACAAAGAAACACCAGCAUUCCGAUCCCUAAAAUACUUGAUUGGUGCGACGACACGGCGAAUAUUGUUGGGAGCGAAUACAUCAUCAUGGAAUAUGCGGCUGGCAUUUCGCUACACCAGAAAUGGCCCUACAUGGCGGGCGAUCAGAAAGUCCGGUGCAUAGCCGCCAUUUACAAAAAGCUCAGAGAGAUGGUUGAUCUCAACUUUUCGGCCUAUGGAAGCAUAUAUUUAUCCACCACACCAUUGGACUCUUCCUCUAGGCUACCGCUAGACGGCGACUUCUGCCUCGGGCCCCACUGUGGAACAAGGUAUUGGGCUCGUGGCGACCCCAGGUACUACCACCAUACAGCUCCCAAUCAAGGUCCAUGGUCGACGAUCGGUGCAUAUGCUGAUGGCCUUGUCGAUGCCGGUCUUUCGAGGAUCCCACCGAAGGACUCUCAGCUCCCUAAUCGAUCAAUCUAUCAAGGCUCGGUUCAGGAACAUUUAACUCUUCUGGAAUGUGGUCGUGCGGUGCUAAAUAAAAUGUCUGCAGAUACUAGGGUCCAUGGUGCAGCUGUGCCUGUCUUGUUUCAUCCCGACCUACACAAAAGGAACAUAUUUGUUUCGCAUGAUGAUCCUUCGGUCAUAACUGGUAUCAUCGAUUGGCAGUCGACCAGCAUAGAACCCGCAUUUUGGUAUGCAGAUGAGGUCCCCGACUUCGCAACCGGUUCACCUUCCUCCGCAAGUGCCGAAGGAACAGAUAACAGCGAGCUAUGCACAAAAGCCUACGAAGCCUGUACCCGGUUUCUCACUCCAAAGCUCGCACUCCCUAGGUCAAUGGAUGAAGACGGCGCCGUUGCCUUUCGGGAUGAGCUCAUUGAAACCGCUCAAGACUGGGAAGCCCUCGGAUUGCAUGGUUCGUGUCCAUUUGCCUUACCGACCCCAGGAGAGAUGUCUCUGCACCGAAAGGAGUACAUCCGUUUUGAGGCAGCUCAGAACCUGAAGCGUGAUUUGUUAAGCUUACUUAACACUGCAUCUGAUGGAUGGGUUCCUCUAGACGACUGGGAAACGGCAAAAGCAGGAAAUAAAGCAACGUUCAAGGAAUAUUUGGAAGCCGUACUGACAAAUGGUGAUCCGGAUGAUGAUGAGCCUAUCAGGGAUGAAAAAGACCUGCGAGAUAUUUGGCCCUACGAUCUGCCGGAGUAA